GAUCAUCACCGUCAUUCAUCCAUCCACCAGUCUCAUCCUUGUUUCUCUCUUGUCUAUACACAAUGAUCACCACCCACUUUGCCGGCCUUUUCCUGGCCUCCGUGGUUGCCGCUGCCCCGUUCAUGUCGGAGCGCGACUUGAACGCUACGGUUUGGACUCCUGAUCACGAGCUUCAGCCAAACGAAGUGAUCGUCUACGGCAAUGGGCGGAUGGAGGUUAUUCACGAGGACACUUGGCUCGCUCUGCUGGAGUCUGAGGGUGUCUCGGUCGGAACACCUGAGGUCGACCACGCCUAUCUUGACGCUCGCGACCUCGAUACCUCAGAGGCUGAGAGCCAUGUCCUCCAGACCCGGCAGUGUGCGUCAACCACGUCUUUUGUCACCGACAAAAUUGAACGAUUCAUCGACUGGGACGUGCAGAUGUCCCCCGUUGUCCUCGGUGUGGGAAACGGCUUGACUGUUGCCGUUGCUUCGAGCUACAGCGUCAGCAACAGCGUUUCCGUCUCUGCUGGCCUUGAUCUCAAGUUCAUUAAGGACAGGCUUGGCGGAACCCUCGGCGUCAACUACUCGCGUACCUGGACCACCCAGGCCUCCGUCACCCUGUCCGGCGUCGUACCUAACGGCCAGGCCGGUGUUUGGAUCACCAAACCUUGGACUACUCGCCGUUACGGCCGUACUUUCCAAGGCUGUAUCGGCUCGCUGCGUGAGACGGGUACUUUCAUGGCUGACUCGCACGACGAGGGCAGCUACGAGGGCGUGAGGUGGGUUUCUGGUGGCAUCUCUAUGUGCCUCAAGAGGCAGCGCACUCUUCCACUGACCCGCUGCCAUGGAUCGGGCGCUUUCCGUUAAGACAUGAAUCAUUCUACGCAGCGGAUGAUCAUGGAGCCCGGCCAAAGUCCCAUUGAUGAUCACGCGGUGGAUCUGUAGUCAAGGGGCCCGUGGUACGAGAUGGCAUCGGCAUGUGUGAUGGUCCUUCCUGAUCUUGAUUUAGCAGGGCGUAAAGGGUGGCAACGUGGGGACGGACCUGGAUUAGACGAUGAAUGUGGGAACGGCCCUAGUCGGGUCCCGGAGACCUAAUGCAUAGUAUAGGCGGGCCCAGACGUGAGAGGGCUUCAAGAGAUCCUCAUUCACUGC
Verticillium dahliae VdLs.17 is the source of this 1133-nucleotide messenger RNA. RefSeq lists its product as uncharacterized. Lineage: Eukaryota; Fungi; Ascomycota; Sordariomycetes; Glomerellales; Plectosphaerellaceae. The record is from RefSeq and is a predicted model, not a curated record. The coding region runs from base 63 to 848 and encodes 261 amino acids. The transcript has 2 exons.